AUGCCGUCCAUCCUGAAUCUCAAGUUCGAGUCCUUUAUCGCCUUUUCCAACCUCGGCGACACGGACUCGCUCACCAAGACCUGGAAGGUCUGGACCAAGGUAGCCGGCUACCCCGAGCAAGGCCAGCGUCUGGAGAACUUCACGUGGUGGCUCUGGCACCUGCAAAACCUGAUGGUCGACACGGACAACGCCAAGUCGAUGCGCGAGUUCAAGAAGCUGUCCAAGGUGAUGGGCACCAAGCUCGACAAGGAGAAGGGCCGGUCGAUCGAGGAGCUCGAGGCGCCCAGCUUCCGGCGCACGGGCAGCACCGACCUGCUCAUCGCCCGCGCCCACGAGAAGGAGCGCUCGCGCGAGGCACAGCAGUCGGCGCGCCCCAACACCAUCAAGCGCACGCAGUUCACCUUUUCCAUCGACGGCCCGUCUGAGCCCGCCUCCGCGCAGCACGUCGACAAGCCCGACCUCAAGCCGUCGGCUGCAUUCCGCCGCACCGGCCCGCGCACCGCACGCCAGCCCCAGCAGCAGCAACCACAAGAAGCCGUCGAGCAGCCGCUCACUCAGCGCAGCCGCAAGCAAUCCGUCUCGGUACCUUCCGCGCCCGCGCCCGUCCAGGUGGACGAAUUUGCCGCGCCUCGUUUUCCCUCGUAUCUCUCGUCCGACAUUGGGUCCGCCGCUCUUCUGUAUGCUGUGCCGACACUCGCGAACAGCAACCCGCCGAUGAUCGAGCCCGGCAUCGACGAGCUCAUGGACGACACGCCACCGCAGGAUAGAAAGCCUACCCACAGCUGGGUGCCAAUGGACCAUGCGAAUCCCGCUACCGAUACGCCUACACCCGCCACCACUGCUGCUCCGGUUGCUUUGACGUUCGCUACAGCUACGACUGUGACCCCCCCCCCUCCCACGCCCUCUGCCUUUGCGCCCCAACCUCCCACGAGUAGUGCCCCCACCCAGCUCGCCACGACGCCGGCUUCAAAGUCCGUGCUCUGCGUCCGUACCGACUGUAUCGGUCCCACGCAAACGGACGACGAGCUCGAGGAGGAGGAGCGUGCUGCUAAGCGUCGUCAUAUUAGCACUGCUAGCUCGACGUACGACACAGCGAACGGCUCCGAGCCGCCCAGCUCGGCCACCUUGAGCGCGAGCUACGCCACGGCCGUCUCCUCGCUUGCGAACGAGUCGUACAAGAUGCCCAAGGUAUUCGGCUCGCCGGCCUCGAACGACAAGCACGGCGCGAGCAACGGGAACGAUAACGCACAGUCUUCCGGCUAG
Peniophora sp. CBMAI 1063 is the source of this 1263-nucleotide messenger RNA. NCBI's taxonomy places the organism in Eukaryota, Fungi, Basidiomycota, Agaricomycetes, Russulales, Peniophoraceae. The record is from the annotation of a GenBank genome assembly.